AUGGUUUCUCUAUCUUUGCUCUUAUGUUCGGCCUUAGCCGGCCUUUUGCAUGUGGCAAGCUGCAUCGACGUGCCCGACCAGGCUCCAUUGACGGUUGACGAAUGCAAAUGCAAGCCGACGAGUCCUAAGCCGGUCUACGCCAUCGCCCACCGAGUGUUAACAGAGGAAGGCAUCCAGGCUGCUAUUGCCCAUGGCGCCAAUGCGAUUGAAAUCGACAUGACCGCUUGGAAAUCCGGCUGGUGGGCAGAUCACGAUGGCUUACCCACCAGCGGCAAUGUCACCGCCAAAGCUAUGUUUCGCGAGGUUGCUCGGCUCCGUGAAGACGGUGCACACCUGUCGUUUGUCUGGCUGGACAUCAAGAAUCCCGACUGGGCUAUCAGCGGCCGCUCCUCGGUCGCAUAUCUCCGAAAACUCGCUCGUGAGUAUUUAGAGCCUGCUGGGGUGCGUGUGCUCUAUGGAUUCUCCAACCCUCGAAACAGCUGGGGCUUCAAGGAGAUUCGCAAUUUCUUGAAUGCAAAUGAAUCGGUGAGCGUGUGGAUGGACUCGGGUGAUGCCAAGAAGAUCUAUGCCGGUGUUGGUAGAAGCAUCCCGGUUGCCCAGAGAGUGGUGGAUAACGGGCUAUUCUCUUUAUUCUGGAAACCAUAUAUCUUCGAUGAUCUCCGUCGAAGCUCUGAGGCUCGAGAUUGUUGCACGGUAGGAAAGGCGUUUGGAUGGACGAUACUCGCUGGACAAGACAGAUACGUUGAUAAGCUGCUGGGAUAUUCGGGAGUGGAUGGCCUCAUCUACGGCACCAUGGCCAGUGCAUACGAAGAUUCGGAAGAUACACGUGCAGCGGCUGCGCUGAUUUCCAACUGGAUCAAGAACCAUCCCGAUACUCAUCGCGUACCGACACAGGAUGACAAGCCCUGGUGA
Molecule: messenger RNA, 912 nt
Organism: Coccidioides immitis RS
Lineage: Eukaryota; Fungi; Ascomycota; Eurotiomycetes; Onygenales; Onygenaceae
Product: phospholipase D
Exons: 1
Coding region: 1-912 (303 amino acids)
Biological process (GO): lipid metabolic process
Molecular function (GO): phosphoric diester hydrolase activity
Source: RefSeq, a predicted model, not a curated record